ACUAACAUACUAACCUAAGCAUGUUAACAAUAACAAAUUUAAAGUAGCUCAUAUAUAAUAAUUUAAAAUUUAAACAUAAUAAAGCGAUGAGUAAUCACUUAAAUCAAAGUUUUAAAGAUCGGCGACCCGUCGUUACAUGUGCAGGAGAAUUGGAAGUAUUCUCUUUAAUUGAGGAUAACUUAUCAGAAGCUCUUCCCAAGGACACAUGCGAAUGGAAACGAUCUUUAGGGCGUCCCGUUAAAGUAGUUCGCAUUGGUGCUAACUUUACUCCAUUCAGUAAGUCAGCAUUGCCUAGGUCUGGGCAGUGGGAUUUGAUCAGACAACCCCUUUUUCAUAUUUAUUGGACGGAAUGCACGGAUACAGAUGCGUAUAAAAUUAAUGUUAAGGAAGAUAUUGAGAAUUGGCUAAAAGAGUUAACGUCUAGAGAAAUUCAGGAUUGGUUAGUUGUGGUGGUUGAAAAUUAUGAUGGAAAGAGAGCUAAGCAACUUAUCCCAAGAACAACAGUGCUUGAUAAAAUUAGAGCUGAAUUUGCACCAAAACAAGGUGAUCGAUGUAUUUCAGUCAUUAAUCCAGGUAAAAUAGAAAACAAAUCUACAGACUCAUGGCGAGGGUUAGUGGGUCGAAUUAGACAUUUGUUGUUGGUUGCUUAUGCUCGAGCAGUAACACAAUUGGAGGAGUAUAUUAGACAACAGAGAGAAAGGAGAAAUGAGCCUGGUUGGAGUUUUAUGAAGUAUUUUAAGUUACAAGAGGAACUCGCUCAAAUCUUGGAAAUGCUGGGACUAAAUGAUGAAGCACUAGUGCAAUAUGAUGAGUUGGAUGCAUUUUUUUCACAGAUUGUUAGCAGUAGUUUGAGAAGUGAUAGCAUAAAAUGGCUGAGUGACUUUCAAAAACCAUUAGAAAGGUGGUAUGGUUUAAAAUUGGGGCCAGCCAUAUUGCCAGAAAGCCCAUCCAUUCUUGAACUCAGAGCCUAUAUAUUUGCAAAACAGGCGCAUAUGUUGCUGCUUUCUAAUAAAAUUUGGGAGAUAGCUGCAAGGUGUUUACCAUUUUUACACACUUGUACCAGAGAGUUGAACCUUUUAGAAGUUUGGGCACCAGCUGGUGCUGUUUGGUGCUGGUUGUUUUUAGCUAGUAUGGAAGUGUUACACUACUGUGAUAAAUUUAAUCAAGCUGACCAAGUUGAGGAAUAUUCUUUGCAAACUGCCCCUUUGUGGGAAUUUGCCAGUCAAAAGUUACGUAGUCUGGGUGAAUUAUGUGGUCUUAUGCCAAAAAACACACCUACAUCUGAGCAGCUUCAUAUUGUUGUUGGUCUAUCUGCUGGCAUGGGUGACAAUCCUGGGCCACCAAAUGACCCAUCACCCACUGAUAAACUAAAAGAGGUUCUUUGUUCACAAGAACUUUUUAAUAAGUUAUAUUUGGAACUGGCAGAGUUAGCAAUGGGCACAUUCAAACACGUGGGUCGUCUUAGAAUGGCCCGGUUGGUGGGAAAGGAUGUAGCUUCCUUUUAUUUAUUGCUAGGAGAGACGCAGAAAACGGCGGCUUUUUUAGGAGACGCCUUACGCAUGUUUCUCAAAGAAGGGUGGCAUGAACUAGCAGCCCAAACUCAGUUAGAGGUGGCCGAAUGUUUUCGAGAAAUUGGUGACAUGAGGAAAUUGGUUAAAGCCUGCACUUAUGUUUCUGCUGCAUUAGAAGUUGAUACUUUAAUCAGGUGGACUUAUUUUGAUGAAAUGAUGAAGAACCUUUCAAAUUUGGACAGUGAGCUGGAAAUUCCUUUUGAUAAUGUUGUAAAAUUAUUAAGUGUCAAGGUUUUAAAUGACUCUUCCCUGCUGCAAAGCAAUAGAAUUGAAGUGGAAUUAAUAAUUGAAUCAAAUUUCCCCAAAGAAGUACUCUGUACAUAUGUAGCUGUGUCGUUGGAGAAGCACGUUAAGCAAAAAGAAAAUGAGAGAAUUUGCUUAGGAAAAGCAUUGUCUGAUAAGGAAUUUAAAAGCCAGGAUCCUCUUCUGCAAAAACUUAAAAUUAAAAAUAACUUAGAUUAUAAACAGGAUAAACAAUUAGCGAUGUCCGGAAUUACUUCUAAAUUGACUGAGCUAAGGAGAAAGGAUAGCACUUUGCCGCAUAUCAAGCCAGAUUUUAAUAUGUCUUUAGAAGUGGACAAACUGCCGUUGUUGCUUACGCCAGGAAUAAACGUAAUCAGGGUGAGCAGGGUUUCUAAAGAAGUGGGAAAAUUUUUCUUAGGUUCUGUAGCCCUUCACGUGAAUCAGUUGGAAUUAGUGUCUGCACCUUUAUUGCCUAAACUGACCAUCGAAGUACAAGAAGAGGGACCAUCAUUGAAACUUUAUAAACGUGCAGCUCCACUACUGGCAGGCAUUGAACAAGUCAUGAACCUAAUAUUGACAAUUGGAAGCUAUUCCAUUGAUCCUGCAUCUAAAAUAAAGCUGAUUGCAUCCCCAGGCCUAGCAUUUCAUACAGAUCCAGAAAAGUGCUUGGUAAAUGUUUUAGAAAUGGAAGUGGGAGAAAGACAGAUUUUUACGAGUACAAGAAUUCCACUUAGGAUUUUUGCAGAAUUGUCAACAAAAGAUCACCAAGUUACCAUUCACGUUCCUUGGAAUGCAAAACCGAUAGUUGUGGGACUAACGUUUACCACUCCUAUAGGAGUGACUUGGCGACUAUUCACUUGUGAUCACAGAAAAUUUGUCCAAGUAAAUGUGGUGGGCCAGUAUGAGAAAGAAAUAAAAUUGGAAACUCCCGAGUUAAAGAUAAAAAACAUUCCUGUAUCUCCGAUUUUUUGUGAAUCUGAUCUGAUCAUUACUAAUGGAUUAAGUACGUCUUUCCUGUGGGAAUUGGCGUUAUCUUCGGAAUCGUGCCCAAAUUCAUCUAAAGGCGAAUUUUUCGUAAAAUACAAACUUUCCGACCUAGAAGAAAACAUGACAUACCAAUAUUUGUUUGACAUUACCGAUUAUCAGACCUUAUAUGUUCUCGAUGCUGACGUCGAACCGGCUAAAGGCAACGAAUUUUGUCGCGUCGGUUUAGUCUGUCAUUUAAAUUUGACUAUUUUCUGCGAAAUGCCCAAUAAAGAUCGGAAGGAGGUCAAUUCCGUAAUGUACGAGGUAUUAGCCGAACAAAGCGUCUGGGCAGUUUGUGGAAGAACAGCGGGCGUGGUAUGCUUCGAUAGCGAAGAUGACUCGUCGCAGCAAAUAGUACUUGACGUCAUGCCACUUACAAGCGGGUAUUUACCAUUACCGCUGGUGAGAAUAUCGAAAUAUAUUCCAGCGGAAAAUAUGAUCUCAGAGAAAUGUAUGAAAGGUGAUACACAUCCAAGAUUGGAACCAUUUAGUCCUGGCCAGGUGUACAAUAAAAGCAAAGGCAAACAGUUGCAUGUUAUAGCCGCAUCGAACGAUGGACAAAAUUCGUAAUGAUUACGCAUUAUGUGCCAGUAGGUACAUCGUGUAAGAGAACAAGGCGCUGAUUAUUGCAUACAUUUAAGUGAUUUUGCGUUGUUUUGCAUUUGAAGUUGCUUUCUACAAAAGAAAUUGCAUUAUAUUAAUGUAGUAUUUAUUGAAUUUAUUUUUGUUAUAUUGUUAAAUAAAAUUUAUAUUGUGCACAUUUAACUCUUAUAGCUAUGUGGGUUUGAAGUAAUCGAUCCUUGUAUUUUUUUAAAAGCGUAAUGCCUUCCGGAAAGAUUAAAU
Messenger RNA from Cylas formicarius (sweet potato weevil), 3683 nucleotides. RefSeq names its product trafficking protein particle complex subunit 10 (gene SIDL). The coding region runs from base 87 to 3410 and encodes 1107 amino acids. Gene Ontology annotation, biological process: early endosome to Golgi transport; intra-Golgi vesicle-mediated transport. The record is from RefSeq and is a predicted model, not a curated record. Lineage: Eukaryota; Metazoa; Arthropoda; Insecta; Coleoptera; Brentidae. Gene Ontology annotation, cellular component: TRAPPII protein complex. The transcript has 16 exons.